AUGUGUUAUGUCGGAUCAAUUUUCGAUGUUUCGUGUCCCUCUCAAUUAUUGGAAUCAUGGGCUCAGCGUGCUCGGGACUCAGUGGUCGAAAUUCGGUCAUCAAUACGGCCUCUUACACCGUUUGACGUUCAGGCUCUCUUGCUUUAUUCCAUCGCUGUAUACUGGUGCAAUGAAACGGAAAGUGGUGUUGAGCUCCUUGACCAAACAAUUCGCAUGGCAGUAGCCCUUGGGAUGAACAAAAAGGAAUUCGCCCAAAACUACGCAGAAGCUGAUGCUGUGCUAGAAGAAAGUUGGCGCCGCACUUGGUGGGUGAUCUAUAUCACCGAUGCCCACAUUGCCGGAUCUACCCAUACGUACCCGUUUCGAACAAGUGGCAUUGAAAUCACUACCGACCUUCCUUGUGAAGAGGAACAAUAUGAAAGAGGGGUCAUCCCAUCCCCACGAUCCCUAGAAGAUUACGAGAAAAGGGAAUUCCUUGGCGAAGACGAAACUGAUUUUUCCUCCUAUGCGGAGCUUAUUGGCUUGACCCACGGGAUUGAUCGGGCCUUGUCUCCGGGCAACACUGCAGAUGAUCGAUUAUACACUACGAUGGCUGCUAGCUCUGAUACUAGUGUUCAAGCAUGGUGCUCUCUUCUUUCUCCGGAAAAGAGGCAAUUAAUUCGCCCCGAUGGAUCAUUUGAUGAAGUUAUGUUCAAAGCGUUCUUCAUUAUGCACACAUACACUGUUGAAAUUCAUCGGCCACUGUCAGCGUUGACUCACAGUGCAAUUGAAUCCGUGUCGCGCUGCGCUCCAUUGCCUCCGUCGGAACAACUAAAAUGCAACAACGCAAAGGAACGUGAUCUGCAUACUGUCAAAUGCACACAGGCUAUCAAUAGCAUUGAUGAACUUUUGACUCUACCAACUAAUAUGAAGAACCAUUCUCCAUUCAUCAUGUGCAUGAUUGCCAAUGUCGCCAUUGCACAUUUAUCGGCUUGCAGGUUUGUCUUUUCUGGGGAUCGGCGAGCCCAAAGCCGCGAGAAGAUUCGUUUAACUAUGGGUACUUUGAAGCGUCUAAGUGAGCACUGGACGCUGGGAAAACGGACUUACCGUGAGAUUGGAAUUAUCGCCCGAGAAUUGUUAUCUCUCGCAAAGGAUCCCCCCGCUAGUUUGGAUGUCGUUGACCUGUCCCUUCCGGAUCCAACUUCACCUGCAUUCCCUGCAUUGGACAUGUUACCCGACUCCCAUUUUGACUUCUGUGCCUUUUUUGAUGCGGAUGCUCCUGGUCAAACUGAAAUGGGUUCUUUUAUUUUACAAUAG
Penicillium samsonianum is the source of this 1296-nucleotide messenger RNA. RefSeq names its product putative C6 transcription factor. The transcript is spliced from 4 exons. The record is from RefSeq and is a predicted model, not a curated record. Bases 1 to 1296 code for a protein of 431 amino acids. Lineage: Eukaryota; Fungi; Ascomycota; Eurotiomycetes; Eurotiales; Aspergillaceae. Gene Ontology annotation, biological process: DNA-templated transcription. Gene Ontology annotation, molecular function: DNA binding; zinc ion binding.